This is a messenger RNA of Peromyscus eremicus (cactus mouse), 2191 nucleotides long. It is a transcript of the gene Mpp3, whose product is annotated as MAGUK p55 scaffold protein 3. Gene Ontology annotation, cellular component: cell-cell junction; plasma membrane. The coding region runs from base 185 to 1942 and encodes 585 amino acids. The record is from RefSeq and is a predicted model, not a curated record. Lineage: Eukaryota; Metazoa; Chordata; Mammalia; Rodentia; Cricetidae. The transcript is spliced from 19 exons. Gene Ontology annotation, molecular function: protein binding.
GGCCGGCGGAGGCGGAGCCAGCGGCGGCCGAGGCUGGCGGCUCCCGCGCGGCUCCGGGUCACCGAUCCUAGAUCCCGGCGCGGCGAGGUCAUAAGCAGAUCCAGGUGAUGUGUGUUCAUUGCUGAGUGACUCCUUUCCCACCCCACAAACUGCAGGGACAGCUGGGGACCUGCCAGGCACAGGCAUGCCUGUGCUGUCUGAAGACUCGGGUUUGCAUGAGACCCUGGCACUUCUGACCUCUCAGCUCAGGCCUGACUCUAACCACAGGGAAGAGAUGGGCUUCUUGAGGGACGUCUUCAGUGAGAAGAGCCUCAGCUAUUUGAUGAAGAUUCACGAGAAACUCCGCUAUUAUGAGAGGCAGAGCCCGACCCCAGUCCUGCACAGUGCCAUGGCCCUUGCUGAGGAUGUGAUGGAGGAGCUGCAGGCCGCCUCUGUGCACAGUGAUGAGAGGGAGCUGCUGCAGCUGCUGUCCACCCCCCACCUCAGGGCUGUGCUCAUGGUACACGACACAGUUGCCCAGAAGAACUUUGAUCCUGUUCUGCCCCCUCUGCCCGAUAAUAUCGACGAGGAUUUUGAGGAGGAAUCGGUGAAGAUUGUUCGCUUGGUAAAGAACAAAGAGCCCCUGGGUGCCACUAUCCGAAGAGAUGAGCACUCAGGGGCCGUCGUGGUGGCCAGGAUCAUGCGAGGGGGUGCGGCAGAUCGGAGCGGUCUGGUCCACGUUGGUGAUGAGCUCCGAGAGGUGAACGGGAUCGCCGUCCUGCACAAGCGUCCAGACGAGAUCAGCCAGAUUCUGGCCCAGUCCCAGGGAUCCAUCACCCUCAAGAUCAUCCCUGCCACCCAGGAGGAAGACCGCUUCAAAGAGAGCAAGGUGUUCAUGCGUGCCCUCUUCCACUAUGACCCUCGGGAGGACCGUGCCAUCCCCUGCCAGGAGGCAGGCCUGCCCUUCCAGCGGAGGCAGGUCCUGGAGGUGGUGAGCCAGGACGACCCCACCUGGUGGCAGGCCAAGAGAGUGGGAGACACGAACCUUCGAGCUGGCCUCAUCCCCUCCAAGCAGUUCCAGGAGAGGCGGCUGAGCUAUCGGAGAACAACUGGCAGCCUGCCAAGCCCCCAGAGCGUCAAAAAGCCCCCCUAUGAUCAGCCUUGUGACAAAGAGACCUGUGACUGUGAAGGGUACCUCAAAGGGCACUAUGUGGCUGGUCUUCGGAGAAGCUUCCGGCUAGGCUGCAGGGAGAGGCUGGGUGGCUCACAGGAGGCAAAGGUGCCCUCAGGAGCAGAGUCUCAGGAGCUGCUGACCUACGAGGAGGUGGCCAGGUACCAACAGCAGCCUGGGGAGUGGCCCCGCCUGGUGGUUCUGAUUGGAUCUCUGGGAGCCCAACUCCAUGAGCUGAAGCAAAGGGUGGUGGCUGAGGAUCCCCAGCACUUUGGUGUUGCUGUUCCACACACCACCAGGCCCCGGAAGAGCCAUGAGAAAGAAGGGGUGGAGUAUCACUUCGUCUCCAAGCAAGCGUUCGAGGCUGACUUACAUCACAACAAGUUCCUGGAACAUGGUGAAUAUAAGGAGAAUCUCUAUGGGACCAGCCUGGAGGCCAUUCGGGCUGUUAUGGCCAAAAACAAAGUUUGCUUGGUGGAUGUAGAACCGGAAGCACUAAGACACCUGAGGACCCCUGAGUUCAAACCCUAUAUUAUAUUUGUGAAGCCUGCAAUUCAGGAGAAAAGGAAGACGCCGCCUGUGUCCCCAGACUCUGAGGACACAGCAGCUCCGCUUGAUGAACAGCAGCAAGAGAUGGCCGCCUCUGCCACCUUCAUCGAUCAGCACUAUGGGCACCUGAUAGACACUGUGCUUGUGAGGGAGGACCUGCAGAGCAUCUGCAGCCAGCUCAGAGCUGUCAUAGAGAAGCUGAGCAAGGACACUUACUGGGUACCCAUCGGCUGGGUGAGGUAACUUCAUCCUGUAGCAUCCAGUCUGGAGGGACCUCGAAGACCACAUUGUCCAGCCUCCCUCAUGUAUUGUCAAGGAAUCUCGAGUACAGAGAGGGGCAGGAUUUCCCACAAACUCUCGUCACUGAGUAUUAGUGGGAAGCCUUGUUUGGUGUUGGAUUUUUGUCUCUCUUUUUGCACUGCACCUCUUCGUGGGCUGAGUUGAAAGGGGGUGGUUCACAGAACAACAUGUUCAUUAAAGUCUCGCAGGCAA